Messenger RNA from Carcharodon carcharias (great white shark), 2694 nucleotides. RefSeq names its product dual specificity phosphatase 28 (gene dusp28). NCBI's taxonomy places the organism in Eukaryota, Metazoa, Chordata, Chondrichthyes, Lamniformes, Lamnidae. The record is from RefSeq and is a predicted model, not a curated record. Gene Ontology annotation, biological process: protein dephosphorylation. Bases 194 to 658 code for a protein of 154 amino acids. Gene Ontology annotation, molecular function: MAP kinase tyrosine/serine/threonine phosphatase activity. The transcript has 2 exons. Gene Ontology annotation, cellular component: cytoplasm.
GGAAGCACUCUAAGUGCAAAGAAUGUCCCCAUUAUUUGCUCGCCCCUCUGCAGCUAUUGAAUGUUACUUGACUAAGGUGAAGUGUCGAAGGGGCUGAGUUCUGAUACCUCCAGUAGCCAGGUCGUUCCACGGAGUUUCCCAUCAAAACUCAGCUUCACUUUUUAUUGGCAGCGCCCGUUUGUUCUCUUGUUAAAUGCUUCAGCUGUGCAAGCUCACUGACUCAUUGCUGAUGAGUAACUCCCGAUCGGCCUGCGAUGACGAACUGCUCUCGAGAGAGGGGGUGACUUUUUGCAUCAAUGUGUCAAAGCAGCAGCCCUUCCCAGGGCUGAAGAUAAGCAUCAUGCGGGUCCCGGUCUUCGACGACCCGGCUGAGAAUCUCUACAAGUACUUUGACAGGUGCGCCGACGCUAUCGAGGAUACCGGGAGCGCAGGCGGCAGGACCCUGGUGUACUGCAAGAACGGCCGCAGCAGGUCAGCGGCCAUCUGCACUGCCUACCUCAUGAAGCACAGGCACCUCUCCCUCCAGGAAGCGUUCGAGCAUGUGAAGUCAGCCAGGCCAGUGGUGGAGCCCAAUGAGGGUUUCUGGGUCCAACUUCAAAGAUAUGAAGGCGAACUUCAAUCCAGGCAGAUUGGAGCUAAUUCUUCGAGCAGUGGAUGAAUGUAUCAUGAAGCACACCAGACUUGCACUGAGCUGUUCCCUUGAGACUUGCUUUACUGAUAUUAUAGAGAAUCUAUAUUGAAUGUCACUGCUACUGUAGGUUGGCCAGCUAUUUUGCCUUAUUUUGUCACGAGUUCGCUGUUUCAAGGAGGAUUUCAUAGCAAUUUCAUCUGGCCACAGAAUAUUAUGACACUGCAGUUCUAUAAUCCUUUGUGGUGAGUUUCUGCAGAUCCUGUGCCAUUACAGAGCUAUAGUAACACAAUACUUUCAGGGUGGAAAGCUUGCAUAUGUACAGUUCUCAAGAAUAUUGACCUAUGGCCCCUCCAACAUUACAAACUACUGCUCACCUUCGAUCUCCCUUUCCUCUCCAAAGCCCUUGAAUGUGUUGUCACCUCCCAAAUCCAUACAGAUCUUUCCCAGAACAUCAUUUAGAAUCCUUUCAAUUAUGGUUUCAGUCUUGCCACAAAACCACAAUAUGGAAACAGCUCCUAUCAAGGUCCCAUGUAACAUCCUACAUGACUGUGAAAAAGGUAAACUAUCCCUCCUCAUCCUUCUCGACCUGUCUCAACCAGGUAGAGACAUUCUCCCCUAGUGCCUCUCCAGGUGGGUGGGACUGCUCUCACCUGGUUCCAUUCUUAUCUAUUUAUUCAUAGCAAUGGCUUCUCUUCCUGCUCCUGCACUGUUACCUUUGGCAUCCCCCAAGGAUCUAUCCUUGGCCACCCUCCUACUUCCCCAUCUACAUGUUGCCCUUUGGCGACAUCACCUGAAAACACACCAGCUUCCACAUGUAUGCUGACAACACCGUCACUCAGAUUGACUCUUUCCACCUCCCUAACAUCCCUGGACUCUGCCUCUGCCUCAGCUCAUCUUUUUCUGAAAUCCUCACCCAUGUCUUUAUUACCUCUAAACUUGACGAUUCCAAUACAAUCUUGUUCAGCCUCCCACAUUCUACUCGCCAUAAACUUGCGGUCAUUCCAAACUCCGCUGCCUGUGUCCUAACUCACACCAAGUCUGUUUCACCCAUCACCUCUGUGCUCACUGACUUACAUUGGCUCCCAGUUAAGCCAUGCCUCAAUUUAAAAAUCCUCAUCCUUGCUUUCAAAUUCCUACAUGGUCUUGCCCCUCCCUAUCUCUGUAAUCUCCUCCAGCUCCCCAACCCUCUGAGGUAUCUACACACCUCCAAUUCUGUCUUCUUAUGCAUCCCUAAUUUUAAUUGCUCUACCAUUGGUGAGUAUGCCUUCAGCUACCUAGGCCCUAAGCUCUGGAAUUCCCUCCCUGCACCUUUCCAUCUCCACCUCAUUUUUCUUCUUCAAGGCCUCUUUGACCAAGCUUUUGAUCAUCUGACCUAAUAUCUCUCUAUGUGGCUCGAUGUGAAAUUUUGUUUUAUAAUGACCCUGCAAAGAGCCUUGGGAUAUUUUAUGACUUUAAAGGUGAUCUACAAAUACAAGUUGUUGUUGAUGUUGUUGGAGAAGUGAUGCAAUGUAUUUUUUUGUCACUAGUGUGCCAUUCAUUUUCCCCUUUCUAAAACAAAGAUUAUCUUAGCAACUAGUUGUCAUGUCCUAUUAAUCACUAAGUAAAACUCAGGUGACAACCACAUGCCAGUCCUAUCUUCCAGUUCCUAUCUGUCUUUUCUCUUUCUGCCUUUCUCAUCUCUUUCUAUUUGAUUCUUCAUAUAAUGGUGGUAAUGCACUGAACUCUCCUCUCCGAUGUUCCAAAUACACAGUAUUACACACAUUUCCUCAUCCCUGUGUUGAAUCAAGAAUCAUGCUCUUUUCCCUUCCUGAAACAUUUUUUUUUGUGGGACUCAAAAACAAUUUAAACUUCUUACCUCUUCCACUACAAGUAAAAUCCCAAUGAUAAAAUCCCAGGGAUCCGCCCACAAAUUUUUAAGUGGAGCUUCCUGAUAGAUGAGGAGGCCCCAUUCCACAUUAAUGCUAUUCUAAGUAAUGUGAUAUGCCUAUAAAUGCAAUCUAUGUCAAAAACAACAGCUUCAAAUGCCAAAUGAAAACAUAGUAAAGUAGUGAAUGUGUGAAAAA